Messenger RNA from Paramuricea clavata, 156 nucleotides. Lineage: Eukaryota; Metazoa; Cnidaria; Anthozoa; Malacalcyonacea; Plexauridae. The record is from the annotation of a GenBank genome assembly.
GUAGUGGUAAACCGUACAUAAAUGUUUAUGGAAACCUGGAGCGACAUGAUUCACGUCAUAGUUCGUAUGAUCAUUUCUCUGAUUCUGAGCAACAGUUACCGGAACCCGAGGUUCCUACUGGAAGAUCACAUCCAGUGGACAUGGAUAAUGACGAAA